AUGACUUGUCCCUUUAUAUUACCGAUUAUGUCGAGUUUUUUCGUGAUUCCUACCGUGCGCUGUGUGCAGAAAGUGAAGUAAGACUAGCGCGGCAUAUUUUAGAUUAAAAUUAGUGCUCCUGUGGUGUGGCUGCGUGCAUUUUGGACGCGAGAAAUCCCGCACGAAGUUGGAAAGAAAUGGGAAACAUUAAGCAUAUUUAUUAGUGCUGGAGUGGUUUGGAGCUGUCGGUUUAGAACCGACGGACAAACAUCCUAUCACCACAUACCAUAGUGAUACCCUGAGGCGUUUGUAAGCUCUCUGGGUAGUUAUGUGAUUUGUAGUUGUCAUGGCGGCUGAUAGUGAUGGUGAUCUGAUCGAGACGGUGGUAACGUGUGUGGGUGACCUAGAAGAUCCUGAGUUUCCACACAAGUUUAAAAUUAUUGUCGAUCGACUUAAAUCUUUGCUUUGCAAAGAUAAAGGGAAUGGUUUAAGAGUAAACAAAGUAGAGCCAUGGAAUUCUGUCAGAGUCACAUUUUCAAUACCCAGAGAAGCUGCAUUACGUCUUAGAGAAUUAGCAGCUCAGGCUUCUCCGACGCUUACACAGCUUGGAAUUCUUUCAGUGCAGGUUGAAGGAGAUCAGGUAAUAUCAUUGAGGAUAGCCAAUCGCUUUAGUGGAGAAGCACAAGAAAUUGUGUUACAUUCAGGACCCUCGCAAGAAAGUGGUGCCAAAUCUCAAAAUGAACCCACUAGCAAUACAACUAAUGUUGACAGUGAUCCUCAGACAGCUUUACCUGGUCCAAGUAAUACAUCUAGCAUUUCUUCAGCAUUACGUAAUGUGGCUCAAAUAAUAGCAGCUGGUACAUCAUCAGAGAAAACUCCACAAUUUCGCUCUCCAAAUGUAGUUGCACCUACGGACUGUGAUCCCAUCCCAUCGUUUCUUACAAAAUCUGUACAGUCGACAUCAGGCAAUAGCAAUGUUGGUGCCUCUGGAAAUCAACCAGUAACUAAUUCUAGCACUUCGCCCAGGAGUAAUUAUAAUGGUCCAUUCCCAUUUGCCAGUAUGACACAUGCUGCCCAAGCAAUACAUAGUCGCGAAUCACAAGCAACUACAAUUAAAAAUGCUAUCCAAUUUAAGCAUCAUGUACAGCCACCUCCGCCUUAUCCUGCUCAAGAGAAUUUGGCGACAGUAACAACAUUAACAACUGGCCAUACUACUACUCAAUCAGUUGCAUCGGUUGGUCAGUUGACGAAUCAGUACAAGUCAUCGAUUACCACCACAUCUAGUCUGUCACCAAACAAUAACAAGCUGACAGGAAAUUCAAAUGGUAAUGGAAAUCAAGUUGCUCUCUCCAGUCCACUUCUUGUAAAUCUUUUACAAAAUGAUGCUGGCGCACAUCCGAACAAUGUGAUACCUGGCCAGAAAAUGUUGCCACCAGCUGUUAUUGAUAGUUCUGGAAUUACUAAUCGUAUGAGACCUACUAAAAAACCAACAGUUAGAAGGAAAGAUUUAACUUCACCUAGUGAAUCUCCACCAAAUUUAGACUCGCUUAGGACAGAAGACCUCAUUGGAGGGACAUCAGUCAUUCCUGAUCUAUCUCAAUCUUCUACGUCUGCAUUUGCAACUGUUAAUGUUAAUCAACCUUCGACUAUUCCUCAACAACUUCCGAUCAAUGUAAUUGGUGGAACUGGGCAAACUAUGACACAACAAAUAGUUCAUCAAACCUCUACUAGUGGACAAAUACAACAGUCUGCAUCUUCGUUGCAUGCUCAAGUACAAAUACAACAAAAGUUUCCCAUUAGACAAGAAUUGGCUUACAGGCCUUCACAAGUACAAUUGCAAGGUCAACUUCCGAUCAGGCAUCCGGUUAAUGGACAACAAAUUCGAACACCUUUGCAGCAACGACAACUGUUACUUCAACAACAACAACAGCAUCAAGUUUUAACUCAGCAACAACAGAACAUAAAUACUUCGCAAUUGCUUACACAACAAGCUUCAACGCAGCAGCAACCUUUGGUACAGCAACAAACUGUAAAUACAUCGUUACAAUCUACAUCAGUUUCCAAUCCACCACUUCUACAACAGCAACAAUUAAUGCAGCACUCUACGGUAAACAUUAAUGUUCCACAACAACGGCUAAGUUACUUAAAUAAUCAACGGCAACAAACUCCUCCUCCUUAUUCGCGACAACCGGUUCCACCGCAGUCUCAUUUAGGACAGCAAAAUCAAGCUUUGAACGUGCAACAACAAUUACAUCAUAAUCAACUUAAAAACAUGAAUGUUAAUACCAGUAAUACGACCGAUUUCCGAUAUGGACAAAGUCAAAAUAUUCUCAGUAGAAAUUAUCAGGCUGCACCAAGUAAUGCUAAUGGGACCACGUGGAACGCACAAAAUACUUCUAUUCCACAAGGUGCUCAAGUCAAUACUACACGUCUGCCAACUACAAAUCAGGUUUCAGGUGCCUUUUCUCAAUGUGGAUCUCAUCCUAAUCACGUUUCUACCAAUAAUGUCGCUUCGCCUGUUACCAAGGUCGAACCAUCGCAAUCUCCUAAACACGAAGAAGAGACACCUGAACCAGAAUAUACGUCAACUGGUAAAAUACGACAGUUUCUCAUUAACCCUCUAACCGGGCAUCUGGAACCAAUGCCUAGUGAGAGUUCAGAUUCGGAACCGGAAAGUGCGGUAGAUAACCAAGAUGAUUUCUUUUCCUUUCCAUCCCCAUCGAAUGACCGAUCAAAUUCCAUAUUUUCUGACGACGAUGCAGACAGUAAUUUCUCAAGAAGAAAUGAUACAACAACAAAUACAGAUCAAUCAGAUUCCGAAACCACAGUGAAAUCUACCGCCAGUGAAGGAAGUUUAAAACACAGUAGAAUAAAAUCCAAUAGAGACACUACGCAAAGUCCAAUGCCUGGAGAAAAAAUCAAACUAAGACUAAAGUUGGAAAAAUCUGAACCUGUUACACCAGCUUAUAAAGUUGAUGUUUCUUUUGUAAACACGCCACCAAUUAGAAAAGCCGAUAAAUCAGUAAAUAAAAUGUUUACCGCUGGUAUUCCCAAUUCUGGAACCGGCGAUGAACCAAGAGUGCCUCCAUUACACAUUUCCUUAAGAGGACGUAAUGCUUCGGUAGUACAAAUCAGAAAAAAGGAAAAGAAAUCAUUAAAGGAUGGCGAAUCUGAUCCAAGUAGUGUAAAACGGCGAGGCAAGCUAAAGAAAAUGAAGGAGUGUAUAGACGGGAACAAAUUAUUGCAAAAAAGGUCAUCUUUAAGUAUGAUUAUAGGUACAUCAUCUGCAUCCAAAUUACCUUUAUCCAAUUCUACAAUUAUCAACAACAGCACUAAUGCUAUUAGCAAAGUCAACAAUCUACUCCAAACUGUUGUGUCGAAACCUAAUGCCUUAAAACAAGAAUUACCGGUAGAUGUACGCGUUCAAACCGGAAUUACAAAACCAAGUUCAAGUAAAAACAGUGAUGUCGAUGAUAUUCCAUUAAACAGUAGAAUACCAUCUCCUUCAAAACAUAAGUCUACUGUUUUAAAUCAACCUUUAAAUACGCAACAAUCUUUAACAAAAAAUCAAGUUGAACUAGAUGUCCAAAACCAUAUGCAAGAGCAUAAAAUAGGAGGAGGUAAAACCAAAAGAAGAGACUCUAAAAAGAAAUCAGAGUCAGGAGAUGGUUUACAUCGUGAACAAAAUUUGUUAUCCGGUGGUAGAAUUUUGGAUAAUCAAGCAAAAUGGAGAAAACUUAAUUACAAGGGCGAUUCAAACCAAUCGUUAAGGAAAACCGACGUUCUUUUGGCUGGAAAUGAUUUCAAUGCAGUCAAGAAAGUGGGGGAAAUUAGAAGAACGAGCGAUAGCGACAUUAAUAGAUCAGCAAUUGAAAAGAAUAAUACCUUGAAUGCCAUUGCUUCUAGAUUAACAGAAGUAAAUGGCGUAAAAAAGGAUCUAAUUAGUCAAGAGAAAAGAAGAAGAUUAAGUUUAAUAGAUGAAAAAGAUCUGCACUUAGGAGAAUCUCAAGAUGCAGAGGCCACACACUUUAGUAGUCAGAAGACUGUUCCGGAAUGUUCUUCUGCUAAUGCUGUUUCAAAUAUAAAUACAAAACCUGUCAACAAACCAUCAUUUGAGAAUGAAAACUCUGGAUUAAUACCUUCAAGUAUGCCUACGCAAAAUGAUUCGAAUUUAUCUACCAAUCUUGAAAAUAAGGUAUCUGCACAUGUAGAAACUGCUGUAAAAACUGCACAGUCAUCUGUAAAUAGGAUUAUUUCUGGGAAAAGUAAGACAGAUACAGAUACUUGUAAGACAAAUUCUAGCAUGGUAACAAAAAAUCAAAGUAUUGGUCAAAAAUUAAAAAACCAUAUGGUUUUAAAAAGUGAUACGCAUGCUGCAAUCAACAGGCAUAGUAAAAUAGAUCAUUUUGGACACAAAAGAGUGAUUCAAAAUCAUAUGAAACAAGUUGAUAGAUCUGCAGCAGAGAACAAGGUGGAUAGUACGCAAAGAAUUAGUUUGUUGAAAACUACACAAGCUUCGGUAAUAGGAAACUCAAUGGACCAAGUUCCCAGAUCCCAAAACAUUGAUUUACCUAUCAACAAACCAACUUUACCAAUUGGAGAAAUUAAUGUAACAGAAGCAAAAGUUAAACAAAAGUUGCUUGAAACUACUGUUCCAAUUGCAAUUGGUGUAGAUGCAAGCACAGAAAGAGUUAGUAGCGGAGGAGGUGGUGAAGAUUCAGGCAUCGAGUCGAUGGAUGCUCUUUCAGAGAAGUCACCAAACCAAGGAGAAUCUCCUUUGCACAGGCCAGCAACCGAAUCAGUAACGCAAAGCAGCACAAAGGCUGCUGUUCAAGGGGAAUCUUCCCUAUCAACCACCAAUAAGAACGUGCCUUCCUCAACUAGUAGUAGUGAUAUGUGUUCAAAUUCCCAUUCGGAACUUCUGAAGUCCAGUGGCCCACAAAGGUUAAGUCCUGUAUCCGUAGCAAGUUAUCUUGAAAAUCAUAUAAGUCGCAAUAUAUCAAACUCCAGUGAACAUGAUACAAAAGAUAUACCUAGUGAAAAAUCUACUUCAUCAACAUCAAGAACUGGUGGUCAUAGUGACUUGGUUGCUAGUUUAGAAGUGACUGAUAAUGAUAAAAGUGUAUCCAGUCCUCUGGUGACAGGAUCAGUGACUAUUGUGACAACUCCUGUACCCGGUAAUGUGGAUAGUGAUAAUUUAUUGCAAUGCGCGCAGCAGCAAACAAAUGACUUUUCUGAGAAAGACAAUUGUAGCAUUAAGUUAGAAGGUUCUAUUAAUCAGCAUGAUCAGGGUAAGACAAAUAUUAAACACGAAGUGUCACAUGCCCCCGAGAGUGCAUUCGAAGACAAUGUAAAAACAGUCAUAGAUGGUAACAGUGCAAUUAGGUUAAGCAACGAACCUCAUGGACAAAAUAAUAAUGGUGUGCCUGUAAUACAAAAUCAUGUUGCUUAUAGUAAUGUAAAGACAGAAAAACUUGAUAAUACAGUUACAAACGAGGCUAGCACAGUGACAGACAAUUCAUGUUCCAAUAGUCAGAGUUUUGGUUCUGAAAUCAAAGUAGAAUCUAAAGUAAAUACAAAAGUUGAUGAUACAAGGCAAAAUGAUCGGUCAGAUACUUCAAAAAGCUCUAGCAUUUCUUUAAGCACAACAACCAUUAAGUUAGAACAAUGUUCCGAUCAAAACCAAAAAUCUAAUGUACAAAGUCAUCAACAAAUAUCAGUUAGAGAGCCUUCUAUGAAUCUUCAAAAAGUUACAGACGAUUUGGUUAAGAAAAUUGUAAAUGAUGCAAGUGAUAUAAGUAUAGGUAUUCAAUCACCCCUGGGUGAAGAUCCUCAGCCGAUUAGAAUUACCCCACCAUUGUAUACAUACUCUAAUUCGGUAGUUUUACAACGAGACGAGACUCCAAGCCCAGCAGCACAAAAUCCAGAAGUGGAUUCUAGUGACGUGGAACAUGUUAAAAGGAAGCGCAGAAGAAAACAGGAACUAGAGGGACGGCAGGAUGUCAUAUGUAUAGAAGAUAAUGACGAAGCACAAUUUGUGGAAAGGUUGAACUCUAACAAUUCAGAUGACUAUGUUAAACGACCACCAAAAUCAUUGUUGGAACAACUUCUAAUAGAAAUUCCAAAUGACACUAAUGAGAAAAGAUCUUUAAGAACAAGAUCUCAAAAAUUAAACAGUCCUGAUAUUGUGAAGACUCCAAAAAGUAGUCCUCAUGGUCCUAAUAAAUUAGAAGAAAGACGCAGCAUAUCACCAUAUGCUAAAGCAAGCCCUAAGUUAGGAGUGUCAAAAUUAUCUCCUAAUACGACAAUAAAAGUCGGGAAAAGAAAACGCCAAGAAAGCGAAAGUUCUGUAGCAUCUAGUACUGCUGAUGAUCCACAACCAAGACCAGGAAAACGGAAAUGUUCCGAGAACGCCGCAGAACUUAUUAAAGCUUGCAUGGGUGUAGAUGAAACUGGUUCUUUAAAGAAACAAGUACCUGUCAAAGAAGAACAGUCGAAAAAAGGAUUCAGCAUAUUGGCCAAGGCCAAGAAAGGUCCCAUUGUGGUAGAAGUAGAUUCGUCUGAUGAUGAACCAUUGAUUGAAUCUGUAGGAAAAGCAAGAAUGCGAUUAUCAGACGAAACAUCCGCUGCAUCUCCAAAGUCUAAAGAUCAAAAAACAAAUACAAGCACAACUGUUUCUGGCAGUCAAAUUAAUUCCAGUAAUAUAUCAAAUUUCAAUGCCAGUAAUAGAGUGCAAAGAGAGAGCCGUUUAUUAACAACCAAGCAACCAAGUACAACCGCGGUAGUUACUGCUGGAAAGGAAAGGCUGCGAGGUACUUCCGCAUCCAGUAACGAAUCCUUAGGAGAGGUAACAACAAGAAGGUCUGUGCGACAGAAUACAGCAUCGCCACUAGCAACACCAGCGAGCAAUACAAGGGGUGCAACUAGAUCUACAGAAGAUAUUACUAGACGGAAAACUCGAAGUGGUGCUGCGGGAACAUUGUUUUAGUAACAGCUGAGGCAGCAGAGCAGGCAAAACGGAGGCGAAUAUCCCGAGAAAACAAAUGACCUUCGGGAAGUGACCUUGACAGUGAUUAGCUACCGUCGCUCGUCAAGGCAUGUCCGACUGAUUAUGUAUCUGUUAUAAAUGGUUAUGUGAUCGCCGUGUGGCUGGACCCCACCUGGUGAAACUGUUUGCGUCAAUAGCGCACAAUGCUGAUGUACAUGUAGCAGGAGUAUCGUGUUUAGAGUGCUGGAUGGUAUUCAAAUUUUUUGUUACAAUAGAACAUACGUUGGAUUUCAUUGAAUUAAGCGUGUACAUGUUAUAUUCCAUAAUAUUAUCACGAGAAUAUUAGAAACGAAUUUCUAGACACUUAGGAUACCACAAUUGUUAUGUUUUUAAAUGUUUAAGUAGCUUGUCGAAAAAGUAAAAAAUAAAAAUAACUUUACUAUUUUUUUGGCCGUCUAGCGUUCUCAAUUACACUGUACUCCUAAACAGCAAAGUUUAGUUACUCAGAAUAAUCUGCUCAAUGCAUAAAACUUUAAACUAAGUAACUGAACUGAUCUAAAACUGCCGAGUCGAUGUGUAACUUUCUUUUGCCAAACUUUUGUGACCCUGUAUUUAAGUUUUAAACAAAAUCUAAAUGAACGUCAUUUAAUGGUAAAUUUAUUAAAUAUUCCGUUACAUGAUCAGUAUCUUCAAAAUAUUUGAAUCGACAGUGUAAUGUUAUUAGACUCCAAUUACAGUAAACAUUUAAUAUUUGUAUUAUUUAGUUAAAACCAAAAAAAGAUUCGUGUGGUAUACAAAUCAAUUUACAUUUGCAGGAUGUAUCAUUUAUUCGAUAUUGUUAUUAGGGAUUGCUAAUACAGGUUAAUAAUGGUAAAAGAAAGUCGAAAUUUAUAAUGCAUUAAACAUAAAAUCUGACUGUACUGCCGUAAAUAAUGUACAUUUCUCAAAAACAAAUUUCAUUAACUGGUGGGGCUGAAGUCGCUACUCUGACAACUUCACUGAUAGACUUUGUUUGAAAAUAUUAGUUUAUAUUUGGAAUUUAUUUUAAUCAAUUUAUUACAUAAAUAUUUUUACACGUAAAUAAUUAUAUGCGAAUGGAAAGACUCUAUAAUAAUUACAUACACUAUUCAUCAUUAACCUAAACAGUACAUUCUCUUUGCGGAUAUAAAUCGAAAUACUUCUUCGAUCCAUGUAUAUUCAUAACAAAGACUUCUCAAAAAUAUUUGUAGGACAAUCGUACUUUUUUAUAUAUUUACACAAUGAAACUCGCAUCUAUUCAAAAAACUUUACUUAUGAUACCCUAUAAUUGAUGAUUUUAUUGAAUUUGAUAAAAAUUAUGUCGUUUAUAGUACUACAAGAUCUCUAUUUUUCUUGUCCCAGUGAACAUGGUCUUUCAGUGGGAAGUUCGUCUUGAGUUACAAUAUUGCAGAGAGCAAAGGAUAUAUGGUUAUUAAAAAAGGAUUUAUUUUAUUUAUGAAACAUAAACAGAACGUUGGGAUAAAUCGAGCAUAAAUAUAUGAAAAUAAUAGGAAUAAUUAUUAUAGAAAAACGAUUAAUACAAUGUUAAUUUGAUAGGUAAUAUAUGAAUGAAUAUAUUUUGUAAAUAAUUUCUUGUAAAGAUACGUAAAACACCCCUCGUUGUAAAUAUAAGAACUGUUUAAAUUUUUAUUAAAUUAAUUAUUCAAAUUGUGCAACUUCGUCAUACUAUUAAUUAAUCUUCGUGAUUGUGCACUGAAAACUCAAGUAGCACCUUUUUGGCAACACUUAAAAAAUAUGAGGAUGUGUAUACAUACGUACAUAUAAUAUUGUAUAUGUAUGUAUGUAUGUGAUGUAUAUGAACUAUUGUUUUUGUGAACAGAUAAUCUAGUUUUAUAUUGUAUAAAUGUAAAUUAUACGAUUGAGAGUAGGAAGUUCUUCGUGAGCCUAUGAUAGCCAUCAUAGCACUUCUUUAUAUUGAAAACUUGCAUUUAAAAAAUUUUACUGCUAAUUUACAUUAAUUUUUCUCUAAUUCUGUUGCGUACCUUCCACUAUUUUCGUUAAGUAAAAGAUGUAUUUGCAAAUUAAUUAUAAAAAAAAAAUAUUAUUACGAUUGUUUUAUAUUUAAUUCUUUUCUAUGACAUAGAAUCUUGUUAAAAUUAUAUCGC
This is a messenger RNA of Colletes gigas, 9111 nucleotides long. RefSeq lists its product as uncharacterized. The record is from RefSeq and is a predicted model, not a curated record. Gene Ontology annotation, cellular component: histone methyltransferase complex; transcription regulator complex; nucleus. Lineage: Eukaryota; Metazoa; Arthropoda; Insecta; Hymenoptera; Colletidae. The transcript is spliced from 11 exons. Bases 326 to 6967 code for a protein of 2213 amino acids. Gene Ontology annotation, biological process: positive regulation of transcription by RNA polymerase II.